This is a messenger RNA of Entelurus aequoreus (snake pipefish), 3637 nucleotides long. Its product is annotated as muscarinic acetylcholine receptor M1-like. The record is from RefSeq and is a predicted model, not a curated record. Gene Ontology annotation, molecular function: G protein-coupled serotonin receptor activity; G protein-coupled acetylcholine receptor activity. Lineage: Eukaryota; Metazoa; Chordata; Actinopteri; Syngnathiformes; Syngnathidae. Gene Ontology annotation, cellular component: dendrite; synapse; plasma membrane. The transcript has 6 exons. Gene Ontology annotation, biological process: regulation of vascular associated smooth muscle contraction; G protein-coupled receptor signaling pathway, coupled to cyclic nucleotide second messenger; chemical synaptic transmission. Bases 254 to 1927 code for a protein of 557 amino acids.
CAUUUAAAUGUAAAUCCAAUCGAAUCGAAUUGUGAUUAAUCGAUUUAGAGCCUUAUGAAUCAAACUAGAAUCAAUUUGAGAAAUUACCCAUGACACCCAGUAACACUUCCUAUACUGAGAUUGCCCAAAAGGAGCAGGUGCUCGUACUCAUGUACAUCUUGUUGCUGGUCUGGUGAGACUAGCGGAGGUAAUAGAAGACAGGGUGCGGACAUCCCUGCUUAGAUUGGUCCUCGACCCAAAUAAUUGGAAGAAAAUGGAAAGACAUCCAUCUGUCAUCAUGAAUGCGACCUCAAGCUCUCAUCCAGCCUUCGUGCCCGCUACUUUUGAUGGCUCUUACUCAGAAGUGGCAAUAUUAUCUGAUGGUGUGGGUGGUUGGAAUCAGCAGAAUAUCAGCCAUAUUAUUUGGCAUGAAGCAAACUUCACUGAAUCAUCAGGAAAUAGGACAGCAAGCCAGGCAGCAAAUGACUUUGACCCAUUAGGAGGACACUCUGUGUGGCAGGUUAUAGUAAUUGUCUUCCUUACCGGCUCACUGUCACUGGUUACAGUUGUCGGCAACAUCUUAGUGAUGCUGUCCUUCAAGAUCAACAAGGCACUGAAGACUGUGAACAACUACUACCUCCUGAGCUUGGCGUGUGCUGACCUGACCAUUGGCACACUGUCUAUGAACUUGUAUACCACCUAUAUCGUCAUGGGGCAAUGGGCUCUGGGACCAGUGGUCUGUGACUUGUGGCUUGCAAUCGACUAUGUAGCAAGUAACGCUUCCGUCAUGAAUCUUCUCGUCAUUAGCUUUGACAGGUAUUUCUCUGUGACCAGACCUUUGACCUAUCGUGCCAAGCGCACAACCAAGCGGGCCAUGACCAUGAUUUGUUUAGCCUGGUCCAUUUCUUUCAUUCUCUGGGCCCCGGCCAUUCUGUUUUGGCAGUAUAUCGUCGGUGAGCGGACGGUGCCGUCGAAUGAAUGCUUCAUUCAGUUUCUGUCUGAGCCCAUCAUUACAUUUUGCACUGCUAUUGCUGCAUUUUACUUGCCAGUCACUAUCAUGACAACCCUGUUUUGGAAGAUCUUUCAGGAGACAGAGAAACGUGUUAAGGAUAUGGAGGGUCUUAAGGGUUCUGGUGCUGGAAAAAAACAAACUCAGGGGAGUGUAGCUGGAGGCGAUGGAGCGAGUAAUAGCCAGAAGGAGAAUUCUGCGUCAUCGAAACAAAUGAGGUCCACAAACAGGAGUGAUGAGCAAAAUCAGCUGCCUUCAGAGGACAAGGCCCACACCGGUCAGAGAACAUGUGGUGCUUUCUUCAGCCGGUGUUCAUCCCUGCUACUAAGAUGCCGUGGAUCCAGAAGCGCUGAUAAUACUGCACCAGCAGAGCAGGGUAGCUGUGACAAUCUUAACAACAAUGAAGCUUCAGAGGGCGAAGAAGAAGUAAAUGAUGCAGACCAAUCAAGGCUUCCUGCAGAUGGGGAGAAGUCUAAAAGGGUGAAGAACAAAGAUACAAAAUCUCAGUCAAACCCUACACAGCCGGCUGAGACAUCUCCCGAAAACACCUCAAUGAAAGAUGGGAGCACGGCAAAAAGGUUUGCCUCUAAAUCCAAGACCGAGGUUAACAAGCGCAAAAAUGAAAAAAAGGCAAAUGACAAGAAAGCAGCACGGACACUGAGUGCCAUCCUCUUCGCCUUCAUUACUACUUGGUUGCCAUACAAUAUCAUGGUCUUGGUCAACACAUUCUGCCAGGACUGUAUCCCGGGAACUCUUUGGGAACUGGGAUAUUGGUUGUGUUAUGUUAACAGCACAGUCAACCCCAUGUGCUAUGCCCUGUGUAACAAGACUUUUCGAACAACUUUCCGGGAUAUUUUGAUGUGCCAGUGGAAAAACAAAGGCAAGCCUCAAUGUCAUCAGAGGAAUCCUGCGGCUUGCCGGAAAAAAGAUCAAAGGUAGACAACAUGUAAAGUUAAAUAUAAUUUGGAUGGAUUACAAUGAGGAAAUUGCCAAAAGAAUUGUUUGGAAACAUUAGGAAAAAAACAACAUUCAAAAGACAGCACUUUGCAAAAGUCUUAGGCCUCCACUAUUUUUAUUGUUGGAAUUAUUUGAUUUUAUUAUGAUUGAGCAGUUAUUUUCACACAGUAAAGAGUAAGUAGUAGAGCUUACACAAAAACUAUUUCAAACAAACUUUGUUGCUAAUGAAGAAUCUGUCAAAAUAAAGGGUCGUAAUAUUGCAGUUCAAGUUCUCCAAAAAUUGGUCCACGCCUUCUGUCAGUUUAUCAUCCUCUAUGUAAAACGAUGUAACCUGCUAACUAAGAUAUUAGAUUUGGACUUGGCCUGCAUUCUUUAGACUGACAUUCUAGUUAUACUGUAUGUGGUUAUCAAAGUGUUGCUAAAACAUGGUAAUUAAUGGUGUUCAGACUUUUGUACAGUGCUGUACAUGGUCACAGUCAGUGUCAGAAAUUCCUAUGCACUCACCAAAGAUUUGGGGGUUUGUAGCUUUUAGUGAUUGCGUCAUUCUUUUUCUGGACCAGUGUCAUAGAACAAUUAAUAUACCGACUUCGGGAAAAAGCGGUUACUGUAUGACAUUUUCUAACUGUUUCUUUAAAGUUAAAUAUGAAAAAACACAGACCUAAUUGAUGCCAGUGGUGCCUUACCAGUGCCUCAACUUUUGGGAAAUGUGAGCCUUUAAGUUGCGAGCAAAAAUGUGGGUUAGGGGCCAGCUUUAGAUACUGUACUUCCCCCCUGCUAGUUGGUGUAGCAAAUGUCCCAGUGAACUCCAUGAGAUACACCCAACUUUUGGUUUCUCAAUUUCUAUCAUUAGCUAAUUGCUCGACAGACACAACUUUGUUUUUCUAACCAUGGGAACAAAGAUUGUGAAGGACAGUGCUGUGAAGAAGAAGUGGAUGUUCUUCUUUGAAUUAAAGAAAGACAUCAUCAACAACAUGACUGAGGUUUGCGUUGGAAAAGCAGUACGUGCAUAACUGCUACAACCUGUGCCAAACUGACGAAGGAGCCGAAAAGUUAUGACUAUGCCAGCGUUAUAAUUAUCUCUAAAGGGACGAUAUUUUUCCAUAAAAAUAUGGAGAAGCUGUGGAUGGUGUAUUUGACAUAAAAAGAGCUUGCAGGAGAUACUGUAAAAGUCUGCUCUCCAAGGUAAACACUGUACAUCACAGGUGUCAAACGGCCGGCCCGCGGGACCAUUUGAAAAUCAAAAUGCAGCUGACCUGCAUGGAGAAUUACAGCAAAUAAGAACCUUAACUAACUAUGAAAACACAGUUAACAGGAAACAAUUGCUCCUCAGAGGCAUCCUCAGACCUGCAAAGUCUUUAGGGUUCUGCGGAAGACUCCCAGAAGCUCCCCUUGUCUGCCGAUAUUCUAACUGAAGUUACAAACCUCCUGGAUUCUGCCGUUUUUGUAUGCCAAUAAUAUAUUGUAGCUUUUGUCCGGAUGUUCAAAGGAUAACUAGGACAAGGUUGAUCAACAAUCACUUCAUUAAAACGAACAAAAACAACAUCCUUGGCAUCAGUUAAUCAUGUUCGGCCCGCAAUCUAAAGUGUAUUUUGAAUUUUGGCCCCCUCUGCAAAGAGUUGGACAUGCCUGCUAUACAUCAUUAUUGCAUUACUUUAUUUCAUAAAACUACUGUAUUUGUUAGUAGUACAUUCU